Molecule: messenger RNA, 3432 nt
Organism: Amborella trichopoda
Lineage: Eukaryota; Viridiplantae; Streptophyta; Magnoliopsida; Amborellales; Amborellaceae
Gene: STS
Product: stachyose synthase
Source: RefSeq, a predicted model, not a curated record
GAGUCACUGUCCAUGCAUACAACUGGUUGGUUGUCUUUAUAUUUGGGUUCUGUGAUCACUUUGAAAUGGUAUCAAAUUCCCUCAAAGCAAUUGCCUCUCCUUAUCUAGAAUCUCCAUUGGUCAUUCACUCACUCCAUUGUCAAUCACCUCUCUCUAGUUACCUAUAAAUUCAUCAAGUUCCUCUCUGGUUUUCAACAAACUUAAGCUUUCAAACCAUUUCCCUGACCCCCCCUUCAUUGUCUCUUUUCCUCAGUCAACCCAACUUGUUAAAACCAUUCUGUUUUUAAUAUUUGGUUUGUGAGUUUCAAAACUUGGUUCUGUUUCCUUUAUGCUGGGGCUGAAUCUGUUUAAAUAUUUUAUGCUGUUUUUGGUGCUUGUCCUUUCCAAAUUUAGCUCCAUUGUCGAGUUGAACUAGGGUUUCAGCUUUUGAGUUUGGCCUAGAAACACUCGUUCUUCAUUUCUCUUCAACCCCAAAAGAAAAAACAUAGAUUUCCAUCUACUUUUGUACUAGUCUUGAGUGCCUCUAUUUGUUUCAAUCUGUUGUAAAAUAAUUCAAGUUUUUACGAGUCCUCUAAAUUUUGGGUUUUGUAAUUUUGAUUCUGAUCUUUGAUCCCAUUCUCUCACUGCCGUGUUUUUCGCGGUCAUGGCACCCCCAAAUGAAAUUUCCAAUUCAGCUAGCAACUUUGCCCCCAUAAUUGGUCCUCCCUCAUGUUUUUCACUGUCAAAUGGAAAACUAAGUGUCAAUGGAGUCACACUUCUCUCUGAGGUCCCAAGUAAUGUUUCCUUCACUAAUUUCUCUUCCAUCUGCAAAUCUUCAGAUGCCCCUUUCUCUCUCUUCUACCAAGUUCAGUCAAGGGUUCACAAGGGUGGUUUUCUAGGAUUUACCAAAGCUGAAGAAUCAGAUAGGCACAUGAAUUCCCUUGGUAAAUUCACAAAUAGAAACUUUUUAAGCAUUUUCAGGUUCAAGACGUGGUGGUCUACCAUGUGGGUUGGGAAAAAUGGAUCAGAUAUACAGAUAGAAACUCAAUGGGUAGUCUUAGAAGUCCCUGAAAUACGGUCAUAUGUCCUAAUCCUCCCAUUAAUUGAAGGCCACUUUAGGUCAGCCCUUCAUCCAGGACCCAAUGGCCAUGUCAUGAUCUGCCCUGAAAGUGGUUCUACCCAAGUAAAGACUUCAUCUUUCUCUUCUUGUGCCUAUAUUCAUAUCAGUGACAACCCUUACAACCUAAUGAAAGAAGGCUAUAGUGCAGCUAGAGUCCAUUUGAACACAUUUAAGCUCAUAGAGGAGAAAACAGUCCCCUCCCUCGUUGAUAAGUUUGGGUGGUGUACUUGGGAUGCUUUCUACCUUACCGUGAACCCCAUAGGAAUUUGGCAUGGGCUAAAGGAAUUUUCAGAUGCAGGGUUAUCACCCAGGUUUCUGAUUAUCGAUGAUGGGUGGCAAAGCGUAAGUUUAGAUGGUGAGCCUCCACUUCAAGAUGCCAAAAACCUUGUUUUGGGGGGAACCCAAAUGACUGCUAGGCUCUAUCGAUUUGAGGAAUGUGACAAGUUUAAAAGUUAUAAGUCAGGGACCAUGCUAGGCCCUAAUGCCCCUUCCUUUGAUCCCAAGAAGCCAAAAAUGCUCAUAGCUAAGGCUAUAGAGGUCGAGCAUGCAGAGAAACACAGGGACAAAGCAGCUGAAGAGGGUGUCACUGAUCUUUCUAGCUUUGAAACUAAAAUCAAGGCUUUGAAGAGAGAAUUAGACGAAAUGUAUGAUGGAGAUGAGGAGGGGACGGUUUCCACAGGGAACAAGAGCUGUGGAAACUGUUGCAAGUUGGAGAAAACAGGCAUGAAGGCUUUUACUGAUGAUUUGAGAACAAAAUUCAAAGGUUUGGAUGAUGUUUAUGUGUGGCAAGCUCUUGCUGGAGCUUGGGGAGGUGUUAGGCCGGGGGCCACCCAUCUUGAUUCAAAGGUGAUCCCUACCAAACUUUCUCCUGGCCUUGAUGGAACAAUGACUGAUCUAGCAGUGGUGAAGAUAGUAGAGGGAGGAAUCGGGUUGGUUAACCCCAAGCAGGCGGAUGAUUAUUAUGAUUCGAUGCAUUCAUAUCUCUCUAAAGUUGGAAUCACGGGGGUGAAAGUGGAUGUCAUUCAUACACUUGAGUAUGUAUCGGAGGAUUAUGGAGGCCGGGUGCAACUUGCAAAGGCUUACUAUGAAGGAUUGACGAAGUCACUUGUGAAGAAUUUCAAAGGGAGUGGCCUGAUCUCAAGUAUGCAACAGUGCAAUGAUUUCUUCUUCCUCGGAACCAAGCAAAUCUCUAUAGGAAGAGUGGGGGAUGAUUUCUGGUUCCAAGACCCAAAUGGAGAUCCAAUGGGUGUGUAUUGGUUGCAAGGUGUUCAUAUGAUUCACUGUGCAUACAAUAGCAUGUGGAUGGGUCAGAUCAUACAACCAGACUGGGAUAUGUUUCAAUCUGAUCAUCUUUGCGCCAAGUUUCAUGCUGGUUCAAGGGCCAUAUGUGGUGGUCCUGUUUAUGUGAGUGACUCAGUUGGGGGGCAUGGCUUUGAUCUCAUGAAGCAGCUGGUUUUCCCUGAUGGAACCAUACCACGGUGCCAGCACUUUGCUCUCCCCACAAGAGAUUGUCUCUUCAAGAACCCACUUUUCGAUGGCGAAACCAUCCUCAAGAUUUGGAACUUGAACAAGUUUAGCGGUGUUGUCGGUGCGUUUAACUGCCAAGGAGCAGGGUGGGAUCCCAAGGAACAGAGGAUCAAAGGCUACUCUCAAUGUUACAAGCCAAUGUCCAGUUCAGUUUGUGUCCAAGACAUAGAAUGGGACCAGAAAGAGGAAUUGUCCGAGAUGGGUGAGUCCGAAGAAUUCAUAGUCUAUCUCAACCAAGCCGAAAAGUUUGUCAUCCUGAACUCCAAAACUGAGCAAAUCAAAGCCACAAUUCAGCCAUCUACCUUUGAAAUCUUCACCUUUGUUCCCCUCAAAACCCUCAAAAGCUCUCUCAAAUUUGCUCCCAUUGGCCUCACAAACAUGUUCAACAGUGGGGGAACCAUUGGAGAACUGUGCUAUGGAGAUGAUGCCAGAGUUGAGAUUAAGGUUAAAGGAGGUGGCAAAUUUUUGGCAUAUUCUAGUGAGAAGCCUAAGGUGUGUAUAUUGAAUGGUAGGGGACUGGGGUUUGAGUGGUCUGGUGAUGGGAAGUUGACAAUCGAUUUGGAAUGGAAGGAAGGGGUCAUGUCUCAUCUGGUUUUUGGCUUUUGAGGAGGCAUCACUUCUUUCCUGAUUUUACAUUAUGUUCGCAAGUGUCAGGCAUGGGUAAGCAUCGAUGUCUCCAUGCAUCGUGUCUUUUAAGCCCAAAUUAAAUAAGUGCUUUUCAUUUUUCUCUGUUUUUUUUUUUUCAUCUAUAUGUAACUUUUGCUUGGGGGGUUGAUGAAUAUAAUAUAAUCUCCUAUUGCACUAUG